Fonsecaea erecta is the source of this 1179-nucleotide messenger RNA. RefSeq lists its product as hypothetical. The transcript has a single exon. The coding region runs from base 1 to 1179 and encodes 392 amino acids. NCBI's taxonomy places the organism in Eukaryota, Fungi, Ascomycota, Eurotiomycetes, Chaetothyriales, Herpotrichiellaceae. The record is from RefSeq and is a predicted model, not a curated record.
AUGGCCAGUCAAGCGAGCACUCCAUCCUCCAUCAGUACUCCGUACUUGCCGAUCAAAGACAUCACAAGUCCUGAGCAUGUCCACCCUUUUGCCUCCCUGUACUAUCGACAACACACAUUGGUCCCUAACCGCAUUACGGUGGAGGAGGGCCAACUUUGCGAUGAACGUUGGAGCAGACAUGCAUUCAGCAUGGGCAUGCCCUUCAGCGACAUUUACCGACCCCAUCCAGAAGCCCGGAAGUUCGUCCAGAAGAUGCAAAAGAAGCCGCGGAUGAGCAAUAAACAUUUGGCAGACUCAUUGCUCCCUCUCAUCCAAACCGCCAUGAAAUCGUCGAAGAAGUUACACCUCGAGACGGACGCCACUUUCCACCCUGACGCCGUGCCCAAAGGAAGCCCAGUCGGGCGCAUCUCGAACAGUCAAACAGCUCCAUGGAGCAUGCCGCUGCCCAUCCCCAAGCCAAACAUCACUGUUGGUUUCAGCUCCAAGAACUUCACCUCACAUGAACUCGAGUUGCAGGACGGUAUCAUCUCGGACGCCCAAGGUGAACCGUGCAAUCUGGCCAACAUCUCUCAGCCCGUCCGCGGGAGCAACGUACUGUGCUGGCCAUUUUUCAACGUUGAGAUACAACACGACUCAUUAGAUGCCGCGCAGAACGCCGCUGCAGGUUCAGGGUCAACCUGUAACAACGGGCUCGCACUGCUUGCGGAAGCCGCAGACGAGCCCCUCAUCCAAAGCCGGGGAAGGAACUUGUUUUGGCAAUCAAGAAGAGCAGUCUGCUCGUUUUCCCUCUCGAUCCACAACAACUCGGGUGAAGGCGGCAAGCUGGCGACGCUGAACCUCCACAGCUCCGAAGGCGGACUGUCCCACACGGCGGCCGCGAUUCGAACUUACGAUCUUUGUAACGAGCGAGAUGUGGAAUACCUGCUGUCGCGGCUAGGCAGCAUCUUUGUGUGGGCGGAGAAUUGUCACCUGCCGCAGAUUCUCACGCUUCUACAGACCCUCGAUGCCCUGGUCCUUCUGGACUCUGGCAGAGAGUAUGUGUCGGACAGCUUCCCACACGAUACAAUGGACACAUUUACGAAUCCUUCAGGCAAUGUGAGCCCUGCGAGGAGUAAGCUGGGGGUGAUCAAGAGCGUCCUUGCAGAUAUCAGUCCGAAGUGGUUACGCGCGCAGGCAUAG